CGACGGGGUUGGCGGAACGCAACGCUCACGUGGCACACCGAGUCGUGACGUAUGGGAAACGUCAAUGACGUCAGUGUCCGUUUCCGUUCAAAGCAACGUCCAUAUUUGUUUCUCGACGUUAAAAUGGGGCACGUUACCGUCUUCAGUUGUUCACCAGAAUUCUUACCAUGCUUUGAUCGAAGUUUUCGUCUCGUUUAAAACACUCUUUCUUUUUUUUUUCUCUCGCCAUAUUUUGUUUUUCCCUAUUUGUUUUAAAACGUCGACCUUAAAGAAAAAAAAAAAUUAAGAAACAACAAAUACAAAAACUGCACAAACAAAGACAAAAAAAUAGCACCUUUCACCCUCAAUCUCUUAGUAUCCACGACAUUAUUUUAUAAUCACACAAAAUAUACACACAUCACUUAACAAAAUAAUAAAUAUAUUAUAAUAUAAUUGUUUAAAUUUCUGCAAAAUCUUGUGAUCGAUCGAACUUUGCAUUUGUUAAGUUCUUUCUUGACAAUGUAACUUUCUCUCUCUCCCCAACUGUUGUACGAUAAUAGUUUCACCUCUCCUCUGUGUGGGUGGGCACAUUUAUAUAUUUAUAUAGUCGUUACAACAUUCCUCUCUCUGGUCAGUGUUGUUAUUGAAUAUAUUGAAACAAAACAAUAGAUCAAUAUGUAUCCACAUAUAUAUAUUUCUUCUAUAUAAAUGUUACCACCGUAUUUGGUUUUAUUCGUUAUUUCCGUCUUCCCCCCAAAUCCUCAUUAAUUUCUGUCCCUGCUCAGCUGGUUUUUAACUUUCAUACUUUAAUCAAAGAUGACCGAAGAUAGUGCAGGGGUGAUUACAGUCACCUGUGGAAAUUUGGUUGGUAAACUACAUAUGGAGAAAUUUAUUUGUCCUGGCAUUCACCGAGAAUGUAUUGAGUUUGAAGGCCGUUUUAUCUCUCCAAAACUGUUUUCUGUCAUGGGUGAGAAAGAAAAGCUGAAAGACUGGAAGAAUGCUGUUCGAAUGAAUGGCAUCCAACUCAGGAAGUACAUUGAAUCAGGACAGUUGGAUUUUACUAAUCACCAAGAGAUGUGUACAGGUCGCUGUGUACCGCGAGCACCAUUGAAGACAAUGGUAUUUGAUGAUGGCACUUUGGCCCCAAUCUCAACUCUGCUGGCAGGGACUGGGAUUAGCAUUAAAGAGAACAGUUAUUUCUAUGAUAGUGAACAGACUUCUUUCAAAACUGCUGAAGCAGUAGGGAGUCAGUAUACAUAUGUUAACCAAUCUCACAACCAAGAUGACCCCGAUGUCAAACCAAGUGUACAGGUUCUGCACAGAGCUGUGACAGCUGAAAACACUGAAGAACAACAACAACAACAACAACCUGAUGUUUUACAGACAUUUCCUCGUGAUAAUACUGUUGAGAUGGUUUAUGUUGGAGCACAGCCCAGUGGCUCUGAAAGUCAACUUUUUUGGAAAGGAAUCAUUGAGCUCGGUCUUGCUGAUGAAAUAUUUCGGGAAAUCAAGACCACCUUGGACAAUCUAAAAUAUAAUCUCAUUCGAAACCAAUGUCCACUUGAAGAAGUACGGAAGGUUUCACGAGUUGUCAGUGAACUGGGUUUGACAUCGAAACUGAAAUACAGGUUAGCAGCUCACAAAACCGACAUGGAAAGACAGAAAGAUAAACUUGAUAAAGAAAUGGAAGAACUUCGACGUCGAGUUGCAGAAGCUGAACACAAGAAGGAAUUACUAAAGAGGAAAUCUCAGUGCUUUGAUCAUUUAUUGGAGAUUAGUAAAUCCAAACGGCAAGGCCUUCUAGCAGACAGUAGUAGUUUGUAUAUGCAUUCUACAUCUCCUAGUCCUGACAGCAGCCAGCUGACUGACCAUGAGACCAUGAACUCUGUUCAUGUAAAAACUCUCUGUGCAUCUUCAUCUUCUUCAUCUGCAAAUUCAUCAGGACAUUUUACAAUGCAUCCUGCAAUUUUAGACGGAACCUCUAACAAUAAAUCUAUGAGUAGGACUCGGAGCCCUGUUAGUGUGGAAGAGGCUCGAUCAACUUCUUAAAUUUUAUUGAGAAAAAAAAAAAACAAAAAAAAAAACUUAUCUUCACAAUGGCUUAUUUUAUAUGCAAAGCAUUCCCUGGUUGUAUUCUUAUGUAAAUAUGUAUUUUUUAAGCUUCUUCAAAGUUAAUUAUUAUUAUUAUUAAAGCACAGAAAAAGACAAAAAUAAUUGAUUGGCACAUGGAAGAUGGGGGUUUAUUUUGUGUAAAAAAAAUUUUUAAAAAAAGGCAGCAACUUGAAAAAUGACCCAAAAUAAAACAAUCAAAGUGAAAUUUGUUAAAACCGUCUCAAAUUUUAGAUAUUAAUAUUUUGGAGGCGUGUCUCAUAAUUCUUGCUAAUUCAUUGCAGAAACCACACCAGUUGUAAUGGAAUUUACAAUUACAGUUGUUCCCCAGCUGUGAUGGUCCUGGAAGGAAAAGUUAAAAAAUAUAUAAACAGCUUACAAUGCAAACACCAAUACAAGUGUUGUUUCACUGCUUUUGGUACCCACUGUUUAGAUAUUUCUGUUAACCAAGAUCCCUAAUUGAUUCACAAAUCAGGCAUUUAUUUUUCUAUGUUCAACCUCUACACUUGACUCAUAAAUUAGUUAUUUAUUUUUUUAUCUGUUUCCAAAAAGACAACAGGAAACAAUAACAACUUUUUUUACAAAAGCCAACAAACAAAACCAGAUUUUUUAAGCUGGAUAGAAAAAUAUAUUAGGAAUUUUAUUAGAAAUUAAAAUUUGUACCAUAAACAUUUAUUUUCAAUGUUUAUAAAAGUAUCUUAAAAUCUAGUGAAUAUUUGACAGAAUAUCAGAGACAAUGAUUUAAAAUAAAUCAAAGUAUUGAUUUUUAGAAGAUUUUUAUCUAUUUAAAUAGAUAUUUGAAUUUUCUUUCUAAUUAAAAAUGAAGUAGGCUUAAUAAAUUGGAAUUUUUAAGUUGGUAUCCUCUGAGAAUUUUUUUGUAAUUAAGCAGUUCACCUUAUCGAAUGAACUUGUUAAUUUAAGAUGACAGGAUUUCAAAGACAAAUUUAUUUCCUAAAUUGAUUCAUAUUUCAUUCCUUUCUAAAUUAUUGGGUAACUUCAUUCGAAGUCACUAUUCACUUCACUCAUUACAUCAUUUAUUAAUUUUAAGAGAGACAUUUACUUGAAUUUCUGAAAUAAAUUGAAUCUCAGUAUCACUUGCUAUCCAUUUAA
Molecule: messenger RNA, 3198 nt
Organism: Octopus bimaculoides (California two-spot octopus)
Lineage: Eukaryota; Metazoa; Mollusca; Cephalopoda; Octopoda; Octopodidae
Product: glucocorticoid modulatory element-binding protein 2
Molecular function (GO): DNA binding
Source: RefSeq, a predicted model, not a curated record